AUGUCCAACUCCACCAUAUCGCUUCUUCACUCGGGCAAACUCCCCUUUUCCAAUGACCGGCAGUCGAUACUCACGUGGUGCCCGCUGCUCAAUCUCCUUCUCAAAACCAUGAACCGCACGUCGGUAUGGUGCUAUCGCAUCGACGGAGAGCGAUUGUACUCCAUCAACAACAAGACCACGAUCUUGGACAUUGUGUUCCAUGAGCACUUUUGCUGCAUUUCAGGGGCUGAUCACAGUGUGCGGAUCUACGAUGUCAAUGAUGGCACGUUGGUCAAGAGUAUAGAGAACGGGUUUCAGGAUGUGGGGUUGAUCAAUUGGAAUAGCACGCCGUUUGAAAUGGAUGACGUUGUGUUGAGAAACUUGCCCCAGAUAUGGGACUUGGAGUACACUUUGGAGUAUUUGGCCAUUAGUGAUACUCGUGGCGGUAUCAGUUUCAAUUUCAACAAGGUUGUUAGUGUGCGGAAGGAGACACAGCACAAGAUGACACGACAGUUGAAAUCGGACUUGUUUAGUCAAGUCUACUUGGAUCAAGAGCUGAAUUUAGUCAGCGUUGAAUUUAAUGUCUCAUCGACUAGAUUGUACGUUGAUCUGAUUGUCAUCUUGUGCCACGUGUUUGCAAUCUUUGAGAGGAUCAAGUUGGAAGUUGGCAAACUUGGCGAAGAGGAGAUUAAACCCUUUUUCACCUUGCUCGAUCGAUAUUUGGCUAAUUUUGACGAACAAACGGGAGGCAAGGCGGAAAAGACCUUGUGCGAAGUGUUGACUACGCAUCUAAUUUGCAAUUCGACAAAGGAUUUCUGGGUGAACCAAUUGGGCGAGCGUGGGUAUAAACGACUCAUGAAACUCCACGAGACGAUGCGGGAUAGCGCCGUUAAGCGGAUUUACAGGUACCUCAUCUCGCCCAUGGAACGGGUGAUUGCCUUGUUGAACAAGUUGGUUGGAAUAUGCAAGUGGAGCAAUGUGUUGGGGUUGGAUAUCGAGUAUCUCGAACUUGUCUUGGAGGAAAGCACGGCCCGUUUCAAGAACUACUACCAGGUGCUCUUUGACUUGAAAGCUCACUUGGAGAAUUUCGAUGAGUUUUUGGUGUGGUUGAAAACUUUGCUUGAUACUUUGGAAGAAAAAGAGUGGAGCAUGAAUUACUCGCCCACGAAUAUUCUCACCUAUAUACUCAAGGAUAUGUCGAAACCUAAACUACUCACGCAUUUUGAUAUUGAUUUGGAUUUCAUUUCAUCUAGAAAAAGCAGUGGUGGUGGUGGUGGUACUAGCAGUAGCAUUAGCUUAUCCGAUUCACACCAGCAACUUUGCAACAUGUUUAGCAAAGUCCUUUCCCAAGUCAACCAUACGCAUAAAACUUCCAUCAUCUCAAUUCGACCUUUGCAGAAGCUAGAUCUACCGAGCCACACCAACCUUCAAUCAUCCGAAUGGGAGGGCCAAACCGUCAUUACGUACUUGAACGAAGCAUCGUCGUUGAUCAUAUCAACGCCCAUCUCCAUCCUCGCAACGAUUCCAAACAUCAUCACCUAUGAACACCGGAGUAAUGACCUAGUGGCACUAACCCAGGACCAGAUUCUAAUCAUCAACUCGUCGUCUUCAAUCCUGAUCACGUUACCAACCUUGCAGUUUAAACCAAGAUUGAUCAAGUUGAACUCAUCCUACAUAUGUCUCGCCGAUGAGAUGAAGGUCAACUAUGCCAUUUUCCAAAUUAGCUGA
Messenger RNA from Lodderomyces beijingensis, 1707 nucleotides. The record is from the annotation of a GenBank genome assembly. Lineage: Eukaryota; Fungi; Ascomycota; Pichiomycetes; Serinales; Debaryomycetaceae.